This is a messenger RNA of Prorocentrum cordatum, 3226 nucleotides long. The record is from the annotation of a GenBank genome assembly. NCBI's taxonomy places the organism in Eukaryota, Dinophyceae, Prorocentrales, Prorocentraceae.
AUGGGCACAAGGACGAUCGUCAUCGAGGGGCAGUAUGGCACGAAGAAGGUCAAGCACCAUGAAGAACACGAGGUCGACCUCCCCGAGAGGGGCAGGAUCACCCCCGCCGUGGCCCCAGAGACCGCUCGUCUUGCCCAGCGCUCGCUGCCUGGCUGGGACUUGCAAGCGGAGGCAGCAUACCCAAGUCUGGCGAGAUUCGCGAAGGAUGAGAACGAGCAUGAGGAGGACGACGAGGAGGAGCGAGCGAAGCGACUCGACAAGAGAGUUGAGACCGCUGCUGCGGCAAGGUGCUCUCAGCGUGCGGCCCUCCGAGGCAAGCGCCAGCACGAGCAGAGGGUCUCGAGCGGCACCGACGGCAGCGACGCCUCGGCUGAGACUCUGGUCCGAUCCGCUGCGCAGCCGCGCGCCGCUGCGCUCUCCGACCCGGGGCGGUGCUCGCACGGCGCCGUGGCGGACCUGGACAGGCUGCCGACCGCGGGGCCCGCAGCGCAGGCGGGGGCCCUGGCCGGCGGGGGCCCGGCCGCCUCGGCGGUCCCUGGGUGCCUCCGCGGAGACGCCGCCCGCCGCCUGUUCUCCGACUGGGCGGCGUUGGAGAGCGAGAUAGCCAAGCAGAUGCGGAGGUAUUGUCGAGGCCGCGGCCGGGAGCACUUCUCGGCCAGGCAGGCGGCCGCUGACAUGACCCAGGUGCCAGGAUGGGUGAGCGGCCUCGGGCCCGGCUCCCGGCCCGCCACUUCGCGCGCCGGCCCCGGAGCCCAGGCUGUCCAUUAUUUGGCCGAAGCCGCCGUUGGCAAGAGGACAAAGCGCACCCCGCGCUUCAUGGACUACAAGGAGCAGACGGAGAAGUGUGAAUACAGCAAACUCGUUUGCCGGCUGACCUUCCCCGCGGCCGCGGUCGCCGCGAGGUGCACGCCGACGCCCGGCUGCCUGCGCCCCUUCGCGGCGCCGCUCCCGCGGGAGAUUCGCAGCGGAGCCGUGGCAGUGGCGAAGGUCGUUCGUGCUCGGGGGAACAACGCAGAUCACGGUCAAAGGAACCAGUCCGAGGUGCCCCUGCGGAGGAGGAGGAUCGGAGCUCUCAGGCCGCUGGUGCUCGUCGUCCUGCUGCUGGUCAACGCGCUGCGGAUCCGCUUCAAGGGCGAGCGGACCCAUGGGCUGCCAGCUCAGCUGCUGCCUCUGGGGGCGUUCAAGGAUGAGAUCUCUGCGUCUGUGGAAGCGAAGCUGGGCUCGAUCAAGACAUCCAUCAUCUCGGAGAUUUCGAACCACUCCACGGGCUUGGUCCGAGCUGUGGCUGCGCGGCAGGAUGCAGUUAAUCAACAUGUUCAGGUUCAGCUCACUGAUCUGCAGGCAAGAAGUGAUGUGCUGGAGCACUCGCAGCACGAGAUGCGAAAGCAAAUGCAGGAGAUGCGGAAAGAGCUGCACUGCCAAGAGAGGGCCAUCCCGAUCAAGGACUACGAAGACAUGCAGGUGUGGGAUCGCCAGCCAGACCCGACGGUGCUCAUUGCGAGCUUGUCGGAGAUGGCCAGCAAGGAAAAGGUCAAUGCGGAGCUCUCUGAGUGGCUCUCUGAGGCAGGUGUUGCGAAGAAUCAGUAUAAGCUCAUUGGUGACAGCCCCAGCAGGAAGUAUAUCAUACAGAUGCUCGGCAAUAGUGAUGCUGCGCAGCGCAAAGUGCGUGCGGCUCGACGGGCACUCAAGCGGGACGCUCAGAACUGGAGGCAAUUUGAGACUGAUGCAGUGCUUGGUGGACGGGCAAAAAUAUUCGUGGGUCUGGACAAAUCGGCGAGACAGAUCAGAACGGAGGUACAAACAGAACGCCUGGCGUCAUUUGUCAAAUAUCAGUUACCAAACAAAAGAAUCAAGCAUGACAGAGCCAAGGGAAUUGUGUUCAUCGACAGCAUACCGGCGAUUACGGCCCAGACGGGUGACUCGUUCGAGUCCAAGAGCCGAUUAUUAUGGAACUACACUGCAGUCACGUCGCAGGGAGUGGACCAGAAGGCGCUGCAGGAUACGUUCAAUGCUACAUUCAAUGCGGUCGAGGUUGUUCUUCGUUUUGUCUGUGAGACGGCGGAGUACACGGAGAUGCUGGACGAGCUGAUCAGACAUUCGGACAUUGAUCGGCUGCCGCCGAUACCGCGAUGGAGGGAGCUGAAAAGGCUGAUGCGUGAGGCGGCGGCGCGCGGGCGCCAGCUGGGCAGCUGCAGCUUGGGGCCGCCGCUGCCGCCGGCCGGCCGCCCGCGGCUGCGCGCGGCAGGCAGCGGCAUGCCGACGGGCCUCGUGACCACGUGGCUGGAGGAGAAGGGCUUCGGCUUCAUCGCGCCCGACGACGCGAGCCUGGGGGACCUCUUCGUCCACGUGAGCGAGCUCCGGGACGCGCGUUCGAACGCGCUGACCCGGGGGGACCGCGUGCGCUUCGAGGUGAAGUAUAACCGGGAGAAGGGCAAGAACCUGGCCAUCGGGGUGACGGUGGAGCGGAACGCCGCGGACCGCGGCGGCAGGAGGGGCGAUCGCGGUGACAGCCGCAGCCGGAGGAAGCCCAGCCGCAGCCGCAGCAAGAGGAAGGCCCGCAGUCGGAGCAGCCGCAGCCGCAGCAAGAGGAAGGCCCGCAGCAGGAGCGGCAGCCGCAGCCGCAGCAAGAGGAGGUCCAGCCGCAGCCGCAGCAAGAGGAAGUCGAGCCGCAGCCGCAGCAAGAAAAAGGCGCGGAGCGCGUCCGCGGGCAGCCGCAGCAGGUCACCCAGGAAGGCGAAGGCGAGCCGCAGCCGCAGCAAGGGGCGGAAGAGGAGCAGCUCGAGUGGUUCGAAGCAGAAAAAGGGGACAGACAAGAGCGCGGCCAAGAAGCGCAAGGGCAGCAGCUCGAGCUCCAGCUGACCCCGCCCAGGACGGACAUACCAGCAUCGUCGACCCCACGCAAAAGAUCUGAGCCUGGCGCCAAGAGAUUUAUUGUAUUAGGGAGGCCUGCAUGAAAAAGAGCGAGAUGGCAAAGGGUACCUCGGGCUGAGCGCUCUCUGCCUGUUCUUCGAAGCGGGCCUGAGUUGCCAUCAUACCCCAAGGGGUGUGUUCGAUGCAGCUAACUCACGGCUUUGUUCGAUGGUUUGUUGCCGUUCUCGGGUGUGGUUCGCUGGUUGAGGAGCCGAGGAAUGUGUGGUCUCAGCUUGAGUUCCCCCAUUACAGUAUCGCAGACGAAAUAUGUGUUGGUGGUUGUUGCCAUGGCAGGCAUCAGGAACUCUGCGAUGCC